UUUGAGUGACUUAGUCGUGAUUUAGUAUGAAGUUCCAACUUGUAAUCUUCCUGCUCGCAGCAAUUGUCUUCCAAAUUGCCAACUCCAAACCAUCAACAUCAUCAGCAGAUGACAGCGAUGAAAUUUCCGACGUUGUUGAAGAAAUGAUUAAAGUUUGCAAAGCAAAAAGUUGCAAGAAAGAAGACAUUUUGAAGGAAGUCCAGACAGCUGUUGAAAGUCAUAUGAAGUCUGUCAAGCCUGGUGAGCUCAAGCGUGACGAAGUCCUCAAGGAUAUUGAUGCACUGGCGAAGCAUAUUGGAGAAAAUGAAGUGAUUAAAGGAAGUGAAAUGAAGGAAUUUUUGUUGGGAAUGAUGAAGAAAUACGAAGACAAAUUUGGAGCUGCUGGAGCCACAACAGCAACAACCAAGAAGACAAAAUAAUUUUUUUUCUCGGUUAUGUUGUUGAAUUUGGCGGGAAAAUAAAGUUUUUGAGGUUAUAAUGUUGAAACUUGAUGUAAAAUUCGUUAUUUUGAGGUUUUG
This is a messenger RNA of Chironomus riparius, 518 nucleotides long. Lineage: Eukaryota; Metazoa; Arthropoda; Insecta; Diptera; Chironomidae. The record is from the annotation of a GenBank genome assembly.